Amborella trichopoda is the source of this 931-nucleotide messenger RNA. RefSeq names its product transcription factor ORG2. The record is from RefSeq and is a predicted model, not a curated record. Gene Ontology annotation, biological process: regulation of transcription by RNA polymerase II. Gene Ontology annotation, cellular component: RNA polymerase II transcription regulator complex. NCBI's taxonomy places the organism in Eukaryota, Viridiplantae, Streptophyta, Magnoliopsida, Amborellales, Amborellaceae. Gene Ontology annotation, molecular function: DNA-binding transcription factor activity, RNA polymerase II-specific; protein dimerization activity; RNA polymerase II transcription regulatory region sequence-specific DNA binding.
AACCUUAUUCCCUUAAAGAAGCCAAACAGAAAAAACUGCCUUAAGAUACUCACCAUGCUGGCCUUAUCACCUUCUUGCGUGUACCCAACAACAUUUUCAUGGCCAUCAGAAGAGCAAUUAGCUCCCUUGAAUGUGGAGAGUUUUAAUGGUGAUUUCUCCUACCAUGGAGAUCCUCAUAUCUCACAACCUUUUUUUCAAGUUUCUUCAGAAAAUACUGAGAGUGAGCAAACUUCGAAUGUCAAGAAGCUCACCCACAAUGCAAACGAGCGGGAUCGUCGGAAAAAGCUCAAUUCCCUCUACUCGAGCCUGCGAUCGUUGUUGCCAGAAUCUGAACAAGGGAAGAGGAUGAGUAUCCCAACUACCGUUACCCGGGUCUUGAAAUAUAUACCGGAGCUACAAAAGGAAGUGGACAGCCUGAUUCAACGGCGGGAGGAAAUCUUAGCUCGAGCUCCGGUUCAAGACAACCAUCGGAUCCCCAACGCAAACAGAGGGAAUGUGCAAGGGAAUUCAGUACCAAGGAUCACAAUUUGCCGGCUUGAUGAGGGAGAAAUGAUGGUACAAAUCUGUGCGUCCAAAAUGAAAAGGGGCCAAUUCUCAAAGAUUUUGAUAGGGUUGGAGGAGGAGGGGCUCAUGGCCACGGAUGCCUCUAGUUUUUCUAUUGGUGGACAUGGAGUUGUUUACAAUCUCCUUCUUCAGGUAAAAGAAGGGUUCCCAAGAUUGGAUUGUGAGGUCCUUAAGGACAAGAUUCUCUGGUUAUGUAGGAUGUCCAAGAACCCAUGACAAUUUCUAGAAGACCAGACAUCUGAAUACAUGUAUAGUGUAUGCAAGUGCAUUUGUGCACUUAAGUAUGUAUAAUUAUUAGCUGAACCUUUUGCAAAUGAUAUAAAGAGAAAAUGAAUGAAUAAGGAGGCAUAUAUCUAAUUCUCACCUA